Molecule: messenger RNA, 2217 nt
Organism: Microplitis mediator
Lineage: Eukaryota; Metazoa; Arthropoda; Insecta; Hymenoptera; Braconidae
Exons: 8
Coding region: 109-1068 (319 amino acids)
Source: RefSeq, a predicted model, not a curated record
UAAUCAUAUACACCUACUCAAUAGUGUCCAUGAUCUAUUAAUAGUCAUGAACCAACAGUACUUUUCAAGUUCACUUUUAUUUUUUAUUCGACUUCUAAGACAGAUCAUAUGAAAAUGGCGAAGCCGUCCACUAAUUGUCACACAGAUAAACCGACAAUGAUACCAUCCGAGACAUUUCUUGACAUACAUGAAGGGGAUAAGCUGACUAUUAAAGGUACCAGUGUCAAAGACAUGAAAUUAUACACUGAUCUAGAUCAUCCCGAAAGAGCUUCUCGGAGGAUUGAAUCGAUAGGAUUGGGUGAGAAUUCAUUUACACGGGGUUUUACAAUACCAUCGGUAGCUAUUGGUGAUAGUGGAUGGUACGGUUGUGCAAAUAAUGAUGUAAAAGUUGAUACAAGUCAACACGAUCAACCGGAUGUCGCUUGGAUAUACGUGAACAUAAAGUCUAAAAAACCUUUGAUGGAACCGGAAGGUUCUCAAAUCAAAUUAAUUGAAGGUGACCGAUUGUUCAUUAAAUGCCAAUGUAGUCAACAAACGUUUUUUUACACUAAUUUAAAUCACCCAGAAAAAGCUACUGAAAGUAUUGAAGAAGAAACAAAAAUAGCUGAGGAUUUGUAUACACGAACUCUUGAAAAAAAAUCGGUUGUUCCAGAUGAUAGUGGAUGGUACGGUUGUGCAGCCAAUGGUAUCAUAGUUGAUGAAGAGAGAUUCGAUCAACUAGAAGUCAAAUGGAUUUACGUUGGCGUUAAACCUAAAAAACCAUCAAUGGAGCCAUCAGGACCAGUUCUCAAUCUAAAUGAAGGCGACGAAUUGGUUCUUGAAUGUCGAAGUUAUCAAGAAAUGAAUUUUUACGUUGUCCUAGAUAAGCCUGACCAAGGAUCUGAAGGUUGUCAAGAAGGUACUGCAAUCUUUGAGGGUGCAUAUACACUCGCUUUAAAAAAAAAGUCAGUGGUCCAGGGUGACAGUGGAUGGUAUGGUUGCGCAUAUAGUGACGUAAAAGUUGAUACAAGUAAUCAUGAUCAGCCGGAAGUUAAUUGGAUUAACGUUAUUGUAAAACCAAAAGCUUAAUUCGAUUUCAUAAAUGUAAUGUAUUAAAUAUUAUUAUUGUAAUAUUUGUAAUAUUGUUAUAACUACAGCAUCGACAUUGACAGAUUUCAAGAGAUUGCCCGAGUCAAAAUUAAAAAGGUAAUUUGAGCCUCCAAAUCCUACAUGAGGGUAAGGAGGUUCAAAUCAUCUUUUUAGAAUAUGAAGAUCCAUGCAUUAAAAAGGUAAUUUGAACCUAAACGUGGUAACUUUGUCCGCUUUUACCAAGUUUAGGUUCAAAUCAUCUUUUUAAAAAGGUAAAAUAAGCCUCCAGAGCCUAAAUUUAUAGAUCGAGAAAGACUCUCAUCGGAUCGCGUACAAUUGGUAAAGAAACAGAAGGGAAAAGGGGGCCACUAAUUAGAAAUGGCUGCCAUGAUCGAAAAAAAUUUGAAAUUAAAAAUUCCAAAAAUAAUUUCUUAGCAAUAAAUGUUUUGUUGUGAGUUAAAAAAUAACAAAAUUUAAAAUAUUAAUAAUAAUAGCUAAACUUAUAUGAGUAGGCGUUCGAAUAGAAUAGUACUAUGUCAUUCGAAAUUCGAAUUGAAUAAUUAGAGCCUUUGACUUAUUAGUAUAUGAUCAAUUAAUUAUUUUACGCGAACAAUAAAUACAAACGAAGUAAUGGAAAACGGAAACUGCCGAAGAAUUUGAAAAAACCUGCUGAUAAAUAAUCUGCUGCCGCCGGGAUUCGAAACCACGACCUUACGAAUAUGAAGCACAACCACUGCCGCACUGCUACUCGGACGUUCACGAUCAGUUGGAAAUAUCUUUAUGUAUAAGAAUAAUAUCAUGCUAAAGAAUUGAGCUCAUUCGAAGUUACAGAUUAAAAGUAUGGUAGGCCAUGGAGGGUUAAAAUACCAUUUUAAAAAGGUGAUUAAGUCCUCCACGCGCUUCGUUUAGGACAUCGAGGACUUAAAUAGCAUUUUAAAAUAAAUGGUAGGCCAUGGAGGGUUAAAUUACCAUUUUAAAAAGGUGAUUUACUCCUUCAUACGCUACUUUUAGGACAUCGAGGACUUAAAUAACAUAUUACAUUCAGCGGCAAGUGCAACAUCAAAAGAACUGAGGCUUUGGAGGCUCAAACUACUGUUUUAAUUUUGACUCGGGUAUACUCUAUUUUCGGUUUUUUUAAUCAUGAAUAAA